AUGUUCACCCUUCGGAGACUCGUCUCCGCCCUCCUCCUCGCCGGCGUGGCUCUGGUCUUCUUUGCGCAGACCGCCGAGGCCGCCAAGGGCCCCAAGAUCACCCACAAGGUCUUCUUCGACAUCACCCACGGCGAUGAGCCCAUCGGCCGCAUCACCAUGGGUCUCUACGGCAAGACCGUCCCCAAGACGGCUGAGAACUUCCGCGCUCUCGCCACCGGCGAGAAGGGCUUCGGCUACGAGGGCUCUACCUUCCACCGUGUUAUCAAGCAGUUCAUGAUCCAGGGUGGUGACUUCACCAAGGGUGACGGCACCGGUGGCAAGUCAAUCUAUGGUGAGAAGUUCCCCGACGAGAACUUCAAGCUCAAGCACUCCAAGAAGGGUCUCCUGUCUAUGGCCAACGCCGGCAAGGACACCAACGGCUCCCAGUUCUUCAUCACCACCGUCAUCACCUCUUGGCUCGAUGGCCGUCACGUCGUCUUCGGCGAGGUCCUCGAGGGCUUCGACGUCGUCGAGAAGAUCGAGCAGGCCCAGACCCAGCCUGGCGACCGCCCCGUCAAGACGAUUAAGAUCGCCAAGAGCGGAGAGCUGGAGGUGCCCCCUGAAGAAGACAAGAAAAAAACGAAAUGUACUUGGUUUGCUGAUGGCUACGCCCCCUGGCUUGCAGGCGAAUACGGCAACAGCGAAUGGGCGGCGGGCUACUCCAACGAGGACACUCCUCUGGAGGUUGGUUCCGGCGAGGGCUGGUCCCUCCUCCAGAAGGGCUUGUUCCUUGGCGUGGUCGUUGCUGCGAUCGCUGUUUACAUGAAGAUCAGCAAGUCGAGAGGCUCCAAGGACACUGUCGGCUACGAGAAGACGAUGGCGUAA
Messenger RNA from Colletotrichum spaethianum, 864 nucleotides. RefSeq names its product peptidyl-prolyl cis-trans isomerase B. The transcript has 4 exons. Gene Ontology annotation, cellular component: fungal-type vacuole; endoplasmic reticulum. The record is from RefSeq and is a predicted model, not a curated record. Bases 1 to 864 code for a protein of 287 amino acids. Gene Ontology annotation, molecular function: peptidyl-prolyl cis-trans isomerase activity. Gene Ontology annotation, biological process: protein folding; protein peptidyl-prolyl isomerization. NCBI's taxonomy places the organism in Eukaryota, Fungi, Ascomycota, Sordariomycetes, Glomerellales, Glomerellaceae.